Molecule: messenger RNA, 1224 nt
Organism: Pneumocystis jirovecii RU7
Lineage: Eukaryota; Fungi; Ascomycota; Pneumocystomycetes; Pneumocystales; Pneumocystaceae
Exons: 8
Coding region: 1-1224 (407 amino acids)
Biological process (GO): plasma membrane tubulation; endocytosis; actin cortical patch localization
Cellular component (GO): Rvs161p-Rvs167p complex; actin cortical patch; medial cortex
Molecular function (GO): protein binding; lipid binding
Source: RefSeq, a predicted model, not a curated record
AUGAGUUGGAAAGGAUUUCAAAAAGCCGUAGCAAGAGCACCUCAGCAAGUUAAAGGAAAGCUGAACAUUGGGGAAAACACUGUAGAUCAGGUUUAUAUGGAAAUAGAGUCUCAAUUUAGAGGACUUGAGCAGAAAUUGAGAAAAUUAUCUAAUAAUGCUAAAAGGUAUAUUGAAGCUGUUUCUGAUGUUUUAAAUUACCAGCUUCAAUUUUCAGAGGUCAUUGAAGAAAUUUAUAAACCAAUUACAGGAAAAGUAGCAGAGACAGAAAAUCCAUUUUCUGAAGAAUAUAAUGAUGCGAUCAAGGCCACUGAAGGAUAUCAAAUUAUUGUUAAAGAGCUUCAAGAAACGCUUACUCCAGAACUAGAAAUGAUAGAACUACGAAUAAUUAAGCCUACCAAUGAAUUAUUAUCGAUUGUUAAUUCAAUAUAUAAAAUAACAGAAAAGCGAGAAAGGAAACGCUUGGAUUAUGAUCGUCACAGAGCUAACUUAAAAAAACUUCAAGAUAAAAAAGAAAAAACUCUAAAAGAUGAAAGAGCUCUUUAUAAUGCAGAAAACAUGCUCGAGCAGAGUACUCAAGAAUAUGAAUAUUACAAUAAUUUAUUGAAAGAAGAACUUCCGAUGCUUUUUGAUUUAGAGAGUAGUUUUAUUCGGCCAGUGUUUCAAAAUUUUUAUUACAUGCAGCUUAAUAUAUAUUAUACCCUUUAUGAGAAAAUGAAACAUAUUAACAUUAGCUAUUUUGAUUUUGAUAAAGAAAUUAUUGAAGGGUUUGAAGCAAAACGCGGCAAUAUUCAAGAAAUAACAGAAAAUCUUGGUAUUGUAAGAUUUACACUGAAUAGAAGAUCUCGAUGUAUUUCUGAUUCUGAAAGCUCUAAAAUAUAUAAAUCAGCUCCUACAAUAUCUCAAACAGAAUCAAAUACACAUUCUGAUGGAUUACCUCCUUACUCUGAGAUACUUGAUUCACGUGCUUUUGAAACAAAUUAUAGAAACAAUACUAUUGAAAAAGUAAUACCUCCAUCUCUUCCAAGUAAACCAAAUGCAUUUAAAACAAAAAAAUAUGCAGUAGCAUUGUAUGAUUAUAAGGCACAAGAAGAAGGGGAUCUUUCUUUUAGUGCAGGAGAUAAAAUUGAAAUUAUAAAAAGAACAGAGAAUACAAAUGAUUGGUGGGUCGGAAAAUUGAAUGGUGUUGAAGGAGUAUUUCCAGGUAAUUAUACAGUACUAGAAUAA